AUGGCCGCACAGCCCGAGACAAGAUGGGUCGGCAGCGCCGGCGCGGGCAGCUUUGACUUGCGAAGCGACGUGAUGACAACGCCCACAGCGAACAUGCUGGCGGCGAUCCAGAACUGCACGCUGCUGGACGACGUGUUCCGCGAGGACACGACUACCAUCGACCUCGAAAAGCACUGCGCCAAGCUGGCCGGCAAGGAGGCCGGCCUGCUGGUGCUGUCGGGCACGAUGGGCAACCAGGUGGCGCUGCGCACGCUCCUGAAGCAGCCGCCGUAUUCGGUGCUGUGCGACCGCGAGUCGCACAUUUUCAAGUACGAAGCAGGCGGUGUGUCGUCGCUGACGGGCGCCAUGGUCCACACGGUCGUUCCCAAGAACGGCAUCUACCUGACGCUCGAGGAUGUGCAGGCCAACGCCGUCACAGGCACCGACGUGCACGACUGCACCACGCGCGUCAUCAGCCUCGAGAACACCAUCAACGGCGUGCUGAUGCCCCUUGCCGAGGUGCGUCGCAUCGCCGAGUGGGCGCGGGCCCACGGCAUCAAGAUGCACUGCGACGGCGCGCGGCUCUGGGAGGCCGCGGCAUCCGGCGCGGGCAGCCUGGUCGACUUUGCGGCGUGCUUCGACACGGUGACGCUGUGCUUUUCCAAGGGCCUGGGCGCGCCCAUUGGCAGCGUGCUGCUUGGCUCGGCCGACGACAUCCGCCACGCGACGUGGAUCCGCAAGUCCAUUGGCGGCGGCCUGCGCCAGGCCGGCGUGAUUGCCGCGCCGGCGCGCGUCGCCGUCGACGAGACGUUUGGCACGGGCCCCAACGGCGAGGGCGGCCUGUUGCGGCACACGCACACGCUGGCCAAGGAGAUGAGCAAGCUGUGGACGGACCGGGGCGGCAAGCUGCUCUACCCGGUGGACACGAACAUGAUGUGGGUGGACCUGGAGGCGUCGGGCCUUGGCUAUGACGACAUAUCGAAGCAGGCGGAGGCCGAGGGCCUCCGGAUGCUGGGCAACCGGAUGGUCUUCCACUACCAGAUCUACCAGAACCGGGAGGUUGUUGUUCCCAAGCUGGAGCGAAUCUUUACCAAGGUUCUUGCGGGCAGAGCGGCCGCUCCGGGAGUGUCGGUCUCGGCAGGUGCUAAGUCGAUGUACCAGACGUAG
Messenger RNA from Sporothrix brasiliensis 5110, 1146 nucleotides. Its product is annotated as threonineeeee aldolase. Gene Ontology annotation, cellular component: cytosol. Gene Ontology annotation, molecular function: L-allo-threonine aldolase activity. The transcript has 2 exons. Gene Ontology annotation, biological process: glycine biosynthetic process; L-threonine catabolic process. Bases 1 to 1146 code for a protein of 381 amino acids. The record is from RefSeq and is a predicted model, not a curated record. Lineage: Eukaryota; Fungi; Ascomycota; Sordariomycetes; Ophiostomatales; Ophiostomataceae.